Messenger RNA from Ictalurus furcatus (blue catfish), 3334 nucleotides. It is a transcript of the gene ccnc, whose product is annotated as cyclin C. The coding region runs from base 16 to 867 and encodes 283 amino acids. Lineage: Eukaryota; Metazoa; Chordata; Actinopteri; Siluriformes; Ictaluridae. The record is from RefSeq and is a predicted model, not a curated record. The transcript is spliced from 12 exons. Gene Ontology annotation, biological process: positive regulation of transcription by RNA polymerase II. Gene Ontology annotation, molecular function: cyclin-dependent protein serine/threonine kinase regulator activity. Gene Ontology annotation, cellular component: mediator complex; nucleus.
CUCAGUUCAACAGUAAUGGCAGGGAACUUCUGGCAGAGUUCACAUUACCUGCAGUGGGUGCUGGAUAAGCAGGACCUACUGAAAGAGCGUCAGAAAGACCUGAAGUUCCUCACAGAGGAGGAGUACUGGAAGCUGCAGAUUUUUUUCGCGAAUGUGAUCCAGGCUUUGGGAGAGCACCUGAAACUCCGACAGCAGGUUAUCGCCACGGCAACCGUUUACUUCAAACGCUUUUAUGCAAGGUACUCUUUGAAGAGCAUAGACCCAGUGUUGAUGGCUCCUACUUGUGUGUUUCUAGCAUCUAAAGUUGAGGAAUUCGGUGUCGUUUCAAACACUCGCCUUAUUUCUGCAGCCACGUCUGUGUUGAAAACUCGAUUCUCGUACGCCUUUCCUAAGGAGUUCCCAUACCGAAUGAACCAUAUCUUGGAAUGUGAGUUCUACCUACUGGAGCUUAUGGAUUGCUGUCUGAUUGUGUACCACCCCUAUAGACCUUUACUGCAGUAUGUGCAGGACAUGGGUCAGGAGGACAUGCUCCUCCCACUAGCAUGGAGGAUCGUGAACGACACGUACAGGACAGACCUGUGCCUGCUCUACCCUCCCUUCAUGAUCGCUCUGGCAUGUUUGCACGUGGCAUGUGUAGUGCAGCAGAAGGACGCUCGGCAGUGGUUCGCUGAGCUCUCUGUGGAUAUGGAUAAGAUCCUGGAGAUUAUUCGUGUAAUCCUGAAGCUGUAUGAUCAGUGGAAGAACUUCGAUGACCGGAAAGAAAUGCCUUCCGUCCUAAACAAGUUGCCGAAACCCAAGCCACCGCCCAACAGUGAGAACGACCAGAGCGCUAACGGGAAUCAGAGCAGCUCUUACAGCCAGUCCUAAAGCUCCCCCUGUCAGGGCAGGCAGCCAGGCACAUGGACCCCGGAGAACCCAGACCACACACACAGCAGCACACCAUGGAGCUCUGCUCAAGUCAAAAUGUGUUUUGUUUUAAAGACUAAGGAAUAGUAGACACCUGUGAGAGCAGACACGAUGCCACUGUGUGAAGCUAAACUUUACUUACUGUAUGGAUGCACAGUGCGGGUCUCUUUGGUAUGGCUCAUACAGCUUGGCUUUAUAUAUAUAUAUAUAUAUAUACACACACACACACACACACACACACCUGUCUGUGAAGUGUGUUCAAUGUGUUGCUCUUGAUGAUCCUGACUAUCUUGAAAAAGCAAAGAGAAAACUUGAUCAUGUUUUUCAUUUGAGAGUGCGUGCGAGAGCGCGUGCGAGAGCGCAUGCACCUCUUGUUGACCAUAUCACAGUUUGCAUUCCUCAGGGAAACGGCUCUACUAAAAAACUGGCCACAGGGCUAUAUGAUGGUGAUCUUAUCGGACCUUGUACUGUGUACUCCCCUCCUGCUUGGAUAGUUCUCCUUCGGUUUGUUGCGGUUAGGCGUAGGCACUGUGAACCAGAGCGUACAGGUUGUUUCCUUUAGAAGUGCUCGUUUACCAUUUUCUCCCAAAACUGCACUUGUAAAUAUGCUUUGUAAAUGUAUAUGGAAAUAAAAUCUUUAAGCUCAUUUAGUGUGAAUUCAUUAAACUUGUGCAUAUAACCAAACAUUUUUUUUUUUUCAAACUCACGUCUUUAUCAUGGUUUGACUUUUUAUUCCUUUUAGAUAUCAUAUUUGUUGUUUGUAAACAGCUGCAUAUCAUGCACACAUUUCUUCCUAGUCAGUUUUAUUCUUUUUUUUGUGUGUGUGUGGAUCUUAAGCAGUGCAAGACUUGGUUCAUGUCCUUCAGUGCUGUUUCGGUGGGAAAGUUAUAGUCUCUUUUUUUUUUUUUUUUUUUUUCUUUCUUCUUAUUUUUUUUUUCUUUUUGUGUGGUACUUAAAAUAUAACCCCUAUGUGACGUGGUGUUUUUUGGAAAAAUUGUUUGGUUGGGUUAGUAUUACUACCUGUGAAUACAUUGAACAGUCUGUCAGUGAACUGUGAGGUUUAAAUUUUUAAUUCAAAUGUUUAAUUUGAAUUGUUUUAACGUCUUGGGUGUUACAGACUGAAUGCCUUAUUCAAUAAAGCUGCUGGCUGAGAAGUCAAAAUUGAAGUAUUUUCUUUCUAGUUUUGAAGUGUGUUUAAAUAGUCUAUAUUGGAUUGAUAAGUACAGAUAGUGUAUAUAUAAAAAAUACACAGACAAAGAUUUCACUUUUCCUAGAAAGCUGUUUAUUUCAGUGUUUGGGAUUAGUUUAAUGUAGGCCUAUAUGAAGCACGCUUUAAUUUACGGAUUAGAUAAGUCAUAAUGGUGACAUAAAGUUUAUAAAAUGCUAAACAUUUACUGAUUUGGCCAACAUGGAUUACGUACAGUGGAUAUAAAAAGUCUACACACCCAGUUAAAAUGGCAGGUUUUUGUGAUGGGGGGGAACUAAACCAAGGUAAAUCAGCUAGGAACCUUUUCCACCCGCACUGUGGAAUUACAAAGUAUAAAAACCAAAUGAACAACAAUCAGAAAUAUUUUCGGGGUAAAGUAGUAAAGUUACAAUUACUUGGUUGUAUAAGUGUAUACACCCUUUUAUAAUUGGGAUGUGGCUGUGCUCAGAAUGAACCAAUCACAUUCAAUCAUGCUUGAAAGAAAUAAUAAUACAGUUGUCAUCAAUGAAACAUUCUGAUUCUGAUUAACCCCAAAUAAAGAUCAGCUGUUUCUGUAGGAUUUCUUGAAAUCUUCCUGGUUUCAUCUGAUUUCUAAAGCCAAAGAGCUAAUUUAAAACAGCUUAUAUAAAGCAUGUAUGAGAUCUCAAGAAAUAUCGAUCAGGUGAGGGGUACAAAUCAUUUCCAAAACAUUAGAUAUAACACAGUAAGGCCAUCAUCAACAAGUGGAGAAAAUGGAGUGACAUCACCAAGAACAGAGCUUACAUGCAAAAUUUACAAAAGGACAAGACUAAAACUUACCUGGGAGGCUGCCAAGAGACCCACAGCAACAUUAAAGGAGCUGCAGGAAUAUCUGACAAGUACUGAUUGCUCUGUGCAUGUGACAACAAUCUCUAGUAUUCUUCACAUGUCUGAGCUAUGGUGUAGGGUGGCUAGACUGAAUCACCCCAAACCAAAAAAAAAGUACAGCAUUAAAGGAACCCCAUACCCAUUGUGAAGCAUGGUGGUGGCAGCAUCGUGCUUUAGGGCUGCUUUUCUUCAUCCAGAACUUGGGCUUUUAUCAAGGUGGAGGGAAUCAUGAACAGCUACAAAUACCGGUCGAUUUUAGUGGAAAACCCUCAUGUAUCUACUAGUAUGCUGAAGAUGAAGAGGAAUUUCACCUUUCAGCACAACAAUGACCCAAAGCAUGCAUCCAAACCAACAAAGGAACGGCUUAACCAAAAG